AUGACCCUGGUUGCACCCAAGGCGCUGCACAAGCGCGUCAAGGGCACAAACGUGGAGGUACGCAAGGAGGUGACGGACGACAGCACCGACGCACACCUGGCCCUCCUCUACUCGAUUCACGCCGAUGAUGAAACCGAGCUGCGGUGGCUCCACAACACCCUGCGGCCGGAGCGCAACCUGGUCCACCCGUCCGACGCCUUCCUGCACGGCAUCAAGGCACUGCAGCCAGCCGCCGUCUUUAACACGUUCGACGCGCAGAAGGCGAAGCUGCGACGACUCACAAAGUACGAGAAGGACAAAGCAAGCGCCAUGAAGCGGCGCAAGGAGGAGAUGGCGCCCACCGCUGCCUACAAGGCCGCCGUCAACCCCCACAAGACCCCACGCACCGGCGGAGCGGCCCCAGCUGAUGAGGUGCGCGUGCUGUCGCGGGGCAUGAACAAGGCGCAGAAGGCGCGUAGCCGCGCACGGACUGCCCAUAAGUCGGGCAAGGUGGUCAGCGACGCCGAGGCGCCAAAGGCUUUCUUCACCAAGUGGAAGAAGCGCAAGCAGGAAAAGAUCGGCAGGGGUCUGUGA
This is a messenger RNA of Leishmania mexicana MHOM/GT/2001/U1103, 573 nucleotides long. RefSeq lists its product as hypothetical. The coding region runs from base 1 to 573 and encodes 190 amino acids. NCBI's taxonomy places the organism in Eukaryota, Euglenozoa, Kinetoplastea, Trypanosomatida, Trypanosomatidae. The transcript has a single exon. The record is from RefSeq and is a predicted model, not a curated record.